GAGGAGUAUCCUUACAGAGUUCCCAGGGAAGAGCCCCUCCCAGGAAGGCCUCUGGAGUUUGGCGCCCGUCCACCACAACCUCACAGCGCACGGAACCAAGGCCUCUACCCGGCCCCCCGGUCGCUGCCCGAGAGCGGAGAGGACACGCUGGUGCAGGCCAUCCUCAACCUAGACAGAGGGUACGAGGAGGACAGAGACCUCUUCAGGAGGAAGGCCGCCCCGUUCCCCCCCCCCAGGGAUCGCUCCCCGGUGCGCCGCGAGGUGGCCCGCUCCCCCCACAGCCGCUCGGGCUCCAGCGUCAGCAGCAGAGGAUACUCCCCGGACCGAGCCAAGAGCCUGCCGUUCCCCUCACAGCAAGGCAAGAGUGUGGACGUUCCAGAGGGUCCUGCAGGUCUAGCUGAGCCCCCCUGGGGGGCGCUCUAUCCUCAACAGAUUGGACAUGAAACUUUGGACAAAAUCCCUGGCCUGUCGAGAGAAGGCUCCCCAGUCAGCGCAAUAUCAGUCAAGGAGGAUAACCACGCCCCAGAAGGAGACAAAGAGGAGCCGCUGGUGACUCCCGUCGUGGAGGAAUGCCAAAAGCUGUCACCGGACAACUUCCAGGAGCGGCGAGCGAGGGCCAUCUCAGCUAAAGCUCAGGAUAUAGAGAAGGUGUACCGGCAGGACUGCGUGACAUUCGGCAUGGUGGUGAAGAUGCUGGUGGCUAAAGACGCCAACCUCGAGAAGCAGCUGCAGGUUCCCCUGAGGGAGAACCUCGGGGAGAUCCGCGAGCGAUGCCUGGAGGAUCUCAGGCACUUCAUCAACGAGCUGGACGAGGUGGUCCGGCAGCCAGAAGCCUCCGUGUGCGACUCCACCACCCCAUCAACGGGUCAUAAACUCAUAAAGACAGCAGCCAAUCACAGCUCAUCUUACUGACACAUUGGCUCCAUGAGAGAGAAUGGUUACUCGGUUAUAUUUUUGGAAUUGCUGGACUUGAAUUGAAUUCCCACAACAACUUGAACAUGGGACAGCAUGCAUGUGUGGAUGAACAGUGUUAAUUUUGAACAAACCAUUUUUUUACUUUCGGUCUCUGUUGAAAGAUGUUGUUUUAUGAUUAAAAACGUGUUUUCUGUCAAAUGUUGGGUGAAAUAAAUCACUUUCUUUAUUUAAAAGUUA
This is a messenger RNA of Gymnodraco acuticeps, 1152 nucleotides long. RefSeq names its product periphilin 1 (gene pphln1). Gene Ontology annotation, biological process: negative regulation of DNA-templated transcription; negative regulation of gene expression, epigenetic; protein localization to heterochromatin. Gene Ontology annotation, cellular component: nucleoplasm. Lineage: Eukaryota; Metazoa; Chordata; Actinopteri; Perciformes; Bathydraconidae. The record is from RefSeq and is a predicted model, not a curated record.